UGAGUACUAGAGCCCGCUUCUCUGUUACCAUUCCUGGUUUAUCAUCGCGUUUAAUAAACAAUCACCGGAAGUAUAUCGCGUACAACUAUUACGAAGUAGCAGAAUUUUCAAAGUUCAUGCGAGGCGAUCACCACAAACAAAACUAGUGUGUGGCAAAAAGGAUGUCUUACACGUAAUGGAAACACGUAAUCAGCUCUUCAUCAGUGAACGGUGCCAUGUGUGUUGAUGAGGAUGGUCGAAUCCUGGCACUGGCAGGACACCGUACUCGCUGCUCUUUCCGUUGCUCUCAUCACUGUUACUGUCGUUGGCAAUAUGCUGAUAAUAGCUGCUGUGAUCACUACGCGUCGCCUGCGCACCGUUACAAACUGUUUUGUCCUGUCGCUCGCCAUCGCGGACUGGCUGGUGGGCUUCUUCGUUAUGCCUCUGGCUGUUACUAAACAUUUAAAUAAAGGCAAGUGGAUACUGGGUCAAGGGCUGUGUAUAAUUUGGGUGUUCUGCGAUGUCUGUGUAUGCACCGCCUCCAUCUUGAGUCUGUGCGCCAUCAGCAUCGACCGUUACUUCGCCGUCACUCAGCCACUCAACUACUCUCGCCGCCGUCGUUCCAAGCGGCUUGCAGCUCUCAUGAUCCUCUUCGUCUGGAUGGCAGCCAUCGUCAUCACUUGUCCUCCAAUGAUCUGGUUUCGCACAGACACCCCGUACCUGAACAACGAGACAGACGUAGAUUGCGACUACAGCGACCACAAGGGUUACGUGGUUUUCUCAGCAAUGGGGUCGUUUUUUGUGCCGCUGAUCGUAAUGUUGUACGUGUACGCUCGAAUCUCCUGCGUCAUUGCUGGGCGACACAAGGACAUCACUGCCAUCAACAAUCCUCCCCAAGUCAAGUGGCCACUCAAAUCUACUAAACAAUCAAGAAAGCCAAUGGCCUCAUGUCUAGAGGAAUCAGAUCUUGCCAGAGAAUCAUCAGAGAGCGAAGAGGUGGCUGUUAGAAUAUCAAGUGUGAUGACGACUCUUCCAGAGAACAGAUUGCCAGACCGGCGUCUACGGCUCUCAGACAACAGUACUAGGGUGUCAUCCAUCCGGCGGGAGAACAAGGCGGCUCAAACUCUUAGCAUCGUUGUUGGUGGCUUCAUAGCUUGCUGGCUGCCCUUCUUCGUCGCCUAUCUCAUCGCACCAUUUCUCAAGCCGACGAAUAUCCCGGAUGAGCUAAUGUUUGUUUUAAUCUGGCUAGGCUGGAUAAAUUCCGCCAUAAACCCAUUCAUCUACGCCUUCUACAGUCCAGAUUUCCGGUUAGCGUUCUGGAGACUGACAGUUCGACACUGUAUCCCACGCCAGGCAGCUUGUCGGCAGCUGAACAACUCAUCUCGCCAGAGCAUGCACAUGCGGGACAGUGUGUUAGGAUACCCUCGGCCAUGAUCUCAGCGUCAGUCCCGCCUCCUGCGGGACAGAGACGCCUGCGUCUGAUCCUCCUGGACAGCAUUUAUUGAUCUCAGAGAAACACCCAAAAUUUAUAUUUUGGGUUAAUGAACAUUUAUCUCAGAUAUAAAACAUUCUAGUCUCAUAGAGUUCCACGGUGUAUACUAAAAAACAUAUUGAUGGACCUGCGAUGUUAAUUUAUUUUCUUAUAAUAUGUCCGCUGCAGUAUUUAUAAAUAUUGGCUGCAGGACACUAUAAAUGUCGCAUGUGUUUGUUACAUGGAGCUGCUAUGUUUUGUCAAAUAAGUUGAUGAGAUUGUUACUUAUAAUAAGAUGUUUUGUAAGAUGUAUACAGAGAAAGGGACAUACAGCAAAAGAGCGCUUAAAUUCAAUUCAAGUUUUGUAAUAUAUAUAAUACUGCUUUAAGAGUGUCUAAGUAACAUGUAUGUAUUGUGUUCUGUAAAAAGGCUUACUUGUAUUUACAAGAUAUGAUUGAUAAAAUAAAUCACUGGGAGCAUUUACUUUUAACAUUUUCUAUAAUUAAAUAACAGAUGAAUGGUUUUGCAUAAAUUGGAUUACAGGUAUAUUGUAAGGUUAACUAACAGUUAAAUUGACUUAAUUAAGUAUGUGCAAUAUCAAUGCACAUUCAAACUGGCUGGUUAAUACUAUUAUUCUAUGUUCGGAUAUCUCUCUACAACAAUUUUCCUAAACAAAAAUUUUAAACCAUUCAGAAACAAUACCUAUUUUUAAAAAAUGCAAUUUUAAACAAAUCAGUUUUCUCAUUUGUAUAUUUAAAAAUAAUUCAAAGUUUUAAUAGUAAUAACACAUUUCUUUGUUAAACUGCUACACAUAAGUCAAAACAUCAAUAAACACAUAACACUUUUACUUAUAAUCAGUUGGUAAUCAAUGAUUGGACAUUUAUCACUAAUAUUCUAAUAAAUAAGUAAGAGAUAUAAAUAUCUUUUAUUAUCACAUUUUAAGAAGGGUCUACCAUAAUUAUUGUAACGGCAAAUCUUACACUUCAUGUUUCUAUGUAGUUUUUAAAAGUAAAACAUGUAAUAUAUAAAUAGAAGUCUCUCGCAUAAGAUUUAUAUUUACAAAGAGGAAAAGACAUAAGUCGGUUUUACAUACUGCUCAGUUAAAUUUUAUUUCAGUAGAAGGAGAUUUUUCUGAUAACUAAAGCGAUUUAUACGAAAAAUAGAGGAUAUAGAAAUUAGAAUUCACGUGGAAUUCAGUUAUACCUAAAACUAGCCACGUAAGUGCAAAAAAGCAUACAAAUUGCUGGUUGAAAGUCAUUCUUGUAAAUGGUGUACAUGCAUACAUAAUAUUUUAUAUAUGGCUCUAGAUGUAAGAAUAUACAAUUGUUGUAAAAUAGCACCAUCAUUAGUAUUCACUGUAAGAUUGGUGUAAUUUUUAUAUCAUUAGGCUAAAUAGAUUUUAUCGCAAGUUUUAAGUGUCGUGU
Messenger RNA from Homalodisca vitripennis (glassy-winged sharpshooter), 2874 nucleotides. Its product is annotated as tyramine receptor 1-like. The record is from RefSeq and is a predicted model, not a curated record. Lineage: Eukaryota; Metazoa; Arthropoda; Insecta; Hemiptera; Cicadellidae. Gene Ontology annotation, biological process: adenylate cyclase-activating adrenergic receptor signaling pathway. Gene Ontology annotation, molecular function: G protein-coupled receptor activity. The transcript has 9 exons. Bases 226 to 1413 code for a protein of 395 amino acids. Gene Ontology annotation, cellular component: membrane.